AUGCAGGAGUAUAUUGAUUUAGGCCAUAUGCAAUUGGUCCCUGAGGUCGAAAAGACAAAGGGAAAGUAUUAUAUCCCACAUCACUGUGUUGUUAAAUCGGAAAGUGUCUCUACUAAAAUUCGAGUGGUAUAUAAUGCGUCUCAGAAAAGUCCCAGGCUUGGUAAAUCGUUGAAUGAUUGUUUAUUAGUUGGUCCUAAGCUACAACUGAGAAGCUUUGAGGAGAUUCAGGAAUAUCGUUUGUUAACUGUCACUUUUGGAGUUGUAUCCUCGCCGUAUCUCGCUCUAAGAACCCUUCAACAAUUAGUGUUGGACGAAGGCUCUCGUUUUCCUAAAGCCGCCUCGCUCAUUUGUAAUGCUUCGUAUAUUGAUGAUUUUGUUUUCGGUGCUUCGACUCUCGAAGAAGCACAAACUUUAGUUGAAGAAUUAGUCGCUUUGUUGAAGUUAGGAGGCUUUGAGUUACAGAAAUGGUGUUCGAACGAACCCAAAUUGUUGUCGCAAUUUCCUGAAUCGCAUAUUAAUCCUCAUUCUAUUAAUUUUGAUCCAGAAUCAAAUGGUCCUUAUUUAAAAAUCCUUGGUUUGAAGUGGAUUGCACAGUCCGAUGUCUUUCAAUUUGCAGUCAAAUUGCAGGAUGUCCUUUGUACUAAAAGAUCGUUUUUAUCCGAAUUAGCUCGAAUUUAUAACCCGUGUGGUUAUCUAACACCUAUUACCUUUUUCAUCAAACAUUUAAUAAAAAGACUUUGGGCAACUGGUCUUGAAUGGGAUGAUCGUCCUCCCUCAGAAAUUAUUCGUGUGCCGCUACAAGCAGCGAACCUUCCGAGGCUAACUCAACUUGACUUCUUGAUGGCUCAAACUAGACUCCUUUGCUCGUCCCAAUUCAAGACAAGAUUCCUAAACCAAACGCCCCUUCCAAAAAUCGUUCGAUCUUCCCCAUCAACAAUUCAACGACCAAUUACAGACUUCAGACACUCAAUUAAUCAAAAUCUUGACCAAUAG
Molecule: messenger RNA, 993 nt
Organism: Diabrotica virgifera virgifera (western corn rootworm)
Lineage: Eukaryota; Metazoa; Arthropoda; Insecta; Coleoptera; Chrysomelidae
Exons: 3
Coding region: 1-993 (330 amino acids)
Source: RefSeq, a predicted model, not a curated record